ACCGGUCCGCGGCCCGGGGGUUGGGGACCACUGCUUUAAAGUACAAACCACAGGAAAAUAGCAAUAUAAAUUAUCUUAUUAUUUAUGAUCUUUCCAUGAUGACAGUUGCCUUACCUGCCUCCCCUGACCGCAGGUCACUGAACUGUUUCCCCACAGUGAAAAUGUGGUUUGUAAUAAAAUGGAACAAACCACAAGAAAGCUCUGAAGUUGCAGGAUGCUUCUGCUAAACAGUAACCAUAGAGACAAUAUAAGGAAGAAAUUGUCAACCAAAUGAGAAAAACAGUAAUGGACCUUAAAUAUCUUAUGUAGUAGCUUGUAAUCUUUCUGUCAGUAUGUUUAAAUUCCCAACAGUUUUCAGUUAUAAAUAUUUAUUAUUGACAAUAAUAAACAAAUACUCAUCUGAAAGUGUUGAUUAGCUCUACUCAAAAGGUGUCAGCCCAGGACUCUGACAUUUGUUGUUCUGAGGAUUUUUGUUGCAUUAUCAACCUAUAGGUGGCAGUGAGUUGAAAAUUAAUCAGUACCUCCAGCAGUCUGCAACACACAGCAACCACUAUUAAAACUGUCUUAAUUUAGCAAAAUGCUUCAGGAGUAGAUUAUUAACUGGAGAAUAAAGAAUAGAUUGUAUGAUUUUCAGUACUGAGCACUGGCUCUUUAUUCUGAAUGCUGAAUACACUAAUUUUACAGAGUGAGAGUUCACAGUUUGUGUCUCAGUUAUAACAUCUGAUGGAAAAGAAACUUUUGACAGACUACUAUAAUUAAGAAUAUUAAGUUCUCUGCAUCUUACUAUUACUAUAAGCAAAAUUUAAAAAACAAAAAUCUACAAAUAAGUCAAACUUUUUCAGCGAUAAAACAAGUGAUAAAUAAAAGGAAAGUUGAUUUCAAAAACAAACACUGAAAGAGACUGUAGAAAAACUGCAGAAAAUGAAACUGGGUCAAACAUAACUGGUUCAUGCAAAGAUACAGGAAGAAAUGUUUAAAACUGGUUCCCCACCACGGGUGUGGCAGACCAUGACAAAAUGUGAGAAAUGUCAACUACAAUAAAAGAUAAUGGUGAAAAAAAAAAGUUUUUCUCAGAUGAAGAGAAUAUUUUCUUUCCCAGAUCUGACCAAUCAUGUUCGAACUGCUGAACCUUCUUCUGUUGGCAGAAUUGUCAUUAAGAAAACCUACCAAUUCAAAGAAGUCCUUGCUUCAGAUGUCCUGUAGUCUCACCUCUGACCUCUGUGUUAGUGACGACAUUACAGAUUAGCUUGUCAUUGAUAAUGAACAAACUUGAUCAUUAUCAAUGCAUACAAGCAGAGACAAUGAAUAGAGGAUGCUGUUGUCACCCAGCCCUUAUUCAUAUCAUUACUAUCCACAUGAUGAUAAAUGUAAUAAAUGUGCAAUAGCACUCUUCUUGGAUUAUUCAUCUGCAUGUAAUACAAUCCAAGUGGAUAUCUCAGUAAAACAAAAAUGAUGGAAAAGGAAAUAAAUUAAUUUUAGAUUCACUGAUAUGCCUCUUUCAUAGAAACAGAAACUUAAUUCAACCAUCUGCUGUCAACCAAUGCUGGGACUUCCUGGGAAAUUAAAUGUUCAGCUUCUUUGUUCAUGUUUUAUGAAGAUGAAAACAUCUUCAUAAAAUGUUUAUGAAGGCAUAAACAUUUUAUGCCUUUAUAAAAGGCAUAAAUGUCUUUUAUGAAGGCAUAAAAGGCAUUUUAUGCCUUUUAUGUAUAAAAAAGGCAUAAAAGUCUGUUUUAUUGAGGUUCUCUUAAUAUAUAUACAGUAUAUGUAUAUACUGUAUAUAUGUAUAUAUAUUCAGUGUUUUGAUUUUGAAAUAUUUAAUUGCAUGCGGACUUAGAUUGAAUGACCGAUAGAUCACAGGUACUGCAGCAUGUUUUGUGAGUCACCAAACAAAGCAAACUUUUCCCUGGACUGCACAUUCACUGAUACCUACGGAGGUGCAAGGACCGUUUCCCGCAAGAGCAGGUUGCUAUGGCUUCUGGCGCUGCCUUUGCCUAGCCUGUACUGUUUCAGGAAGAUUUGGAGAGAACUACUGUUUGCCUUUAUGUGACAUUCUGACUCCUUCUGUAUGUGUAGCCUGUGGGGUUCCUAUGGGUGCCCCCCGCUGCGGCAUUGUCUGUGAGGGCUUCCAUUCGUAACAAACGUAGAAUAGCGGGUUCCCUCUGCGGAGACAUAUUCGCUUCCUGUUUCUGUGUCUGGUGCUCCUGGUGUCAGAUGCACCGCAAGCUAAAGGAGCACAUUCCUGUUGUUAUUGUGAUGCAGCAGCCCAUGACACCGCAUGGUCCAACUGUGGUCAACGUGCAUGCUAAUCUUGUCAUGAUGGUCAAUCCAAAUUCUGCUCCACCUCCUGGUGGUUUUCAAAAUCCUGCUCAAGUUUUCCAAACGCUCCUCAAAGCCCUGCUUGGUUUCAAAGCCCGCCUCGAUAUACUGAAGGGUUUCAAAAGCCUCUUCCUGCUGGUUUUAAUUCCUAGCAAAAUUUAAGUUCCUCAGAUCAGCCAUAAUGAUAUUGGUGUAUAUUGAGAUUAUUUACUUUAUCCAAAAAAAGUCAGUUCACUCUCAAUACCUCAAUGAAAAUCAAGAGUUUUGACUUUUACUUUGAGUUCAUAUCAAUAUUAACAUUAUUAUAAACAUUGUACGACUAUCUCAUCAAUUUGAAAUUAAAAAAAAAGCAUAACUCAAUAACAAAAAUAAUGUAUGUGACUGGACCUUAUUGUUUGUUUCUAAUUGACUCUGUAAUGCAGCCUUAUGCACCCCACAAAAAAUGACCAGAUCAAUUGACUUUUUUCUUAAUCUAGGCUAAACACAUUGUCUUUAAUUACAAUAAACAAAAUCAAUAACAAAUACAUUUAUUUGUUUGUAGCCAUCCAUCCAUUAUCUUCCUCCACUUGGGCCAGCUUUUCCGGGGGAAACCUGGAGGAGUGAGCAUGGUAUAGCAGCCAGCUCAGAAACAUAGUCCAUGCAGUAUGAUUGGGUUUCAUCUGGGUCUCCAACCAGUGGGACAUGCCCGGACCGGAACACCUCACAUUGAAGUGUUCAGCCCUACCACAUGACUGAGCAUCAGACACCCUGCAGAGAAAGCUAAUUUCAGCCUAUUGUGUCCAUGACCUUGUUCUCUUGGUCACUGCCCAAAACUCAUGACUAGAUGGAAAGUAGGAAAGUAGAUUGACCUGUAAAUCAAAAGUUCUCCUUUUGGCUCAGCUCCCUCUCGACAGAUCACAAAGACACACAUAGCUGAAUCUAUCCUCUCUUUCACCAUGUUGAACCCUAUUGUACAGUCACCAAGAUCAACAAGUAUGCCCACUCCUGUACGGUGCCUUUGAGCAGGGUGAAAGAGUGCUCUAUUUCGCAGCAACAGAAUUAGUAUAAUCACUUUAAUCUUUAAUGGCAUGGACUGAAUUUAUGUAGUGUUUUACUAGUAAAAUUUGCCCAAUCUCACACCCAUAUUUUAUACACCAAUACACAGAUCAGUAGGCACAUGUAAAUGUGACAAUGGAAAUCUAAUCAAACCCACCACUUUCAGAUUGCAAGACAACUACUCCACCCACUGAGCCACAGUAGACUGCUUUCAGUCAUAUGUCAACUAGAACGAUAGCAAAGGAGUCUGUUUAAUUUGUGUUCUGAGGUUUUAAAGCGAAAGUUAAGAUUACAAAUCCUGCAAGUCAAAAGGCAAAUGAACUGCAGCAACUGGAUUGAGUAUGCAAAUAUUGCCCGGUCCCUCUAGCAUAUGGGGGACAGAUUAGCAUCUGUCCUCCAUAUGCUUGAGGGACUGUGCAACAUUAGAGUUUGGUAUGGUCAGGGAAUACUACACCUACACAACCAGUAUUCUGUCAACUCGCCACCAAGUGAUAGCAAGACUUUGGAUAACGACAUUUGGACCACAGUCUGUCGGUUUUUCAGUGAGGAUUUAAAAUCUAGGUUCUAUCAUCUGAUGGCAGACCAACCCCUGACUGACUGGGAUAGUGGUCUCUGUGACUGCGGCGAGGAUGCACAAGCUUGUUGCUAUGGUUUCUGGUGCGGGCCAUGCCUUGCCUGCACUGUUUCAGGCAGAUUUGGAGAGAACCGUUGUCUCCCCUUAUGUGAUAUGUGUGUUGAUAAAAUGAUCUCUCCAGCAGCCCUGUCUCUGAGAGUCGCCAUGAGACACAAAUAUGGUAUCAAGGGUUCCCUUUGCGAGGACAUUGCUGUGUCCUGCUGCUGCCCAACGUGUGUCUGGUGUCAGAUGUAUCGCGAGUUAAAAUAUCGCAAAAAGUCCCCCGUCGUCAUCAACAUGCAGGUGCAACCUUAUGUCAACAUGCAGCCUCAUCCAAUGAUGGCAGUUCCUGCUCAGCCUGUUUUCGACAGAUAAGCAGAAAUCAUCCAGGCUUCCUUUCGAUUUUCAUCAUCAUCACAAUAUUUAACAUUAUCACCAACUUUGCGAGAUAUUUUAAGUUUAUGUAUCCUAGUUUGGACUAAAUAAAUAGGUUCAGCAAGAUCUAGAGAAAUUUAUCCAGGCGUUUAUCUUUGGUCGCAUUGAUUACUGCAACAGUGUCUUGACAGAUCUGCCUAAAAAAAUCAUUCUGACAGCUGCAGCUGAUCGAGAACGCUGCUGCUCAUGUUCCCAUUAAAACCAUUAAGAUAGAGCAAAUCACCCAGUCCCUAAAGUCCUUAAACUGGCCCCCUGUAGCUCAGAGAAUAGACUUUAAAAUACUACCAGACCUCUCAGGUCUUCUGUUCAUGGUCUGCUCUGCAUCCCCAGAACUUGAACCAAACAUGGA
This is a messenger RNA of Xiphophorus hellerii (green swordtail), 4748 nucleotides long. Its product is annotated as cornifelin homolog. The transcript has 6 exons. The record is from RefSeq and is a predicted model, not a curated record. Bases 3722 to 4339 code for a protein of 205 amino acids. Lineage: Eukaryota; Metazoa; Chordata; Actinopteri; Cyprinodontiformes; Poeciliidae.